Molecule: messenger RNA, 2267 nt
Organism: Pelobates fuscus (common spadefoot toad)
Lineage: Eukaryota; Metazoa; Chordata; Amphibia; Anura; Pelobatidae
Gene: CCDC60
Product: coiled-coil domain containing 60
Exons: 14
Coding region: 63-2060 (665 amino acids)
Source: RefSeq, a predicted model, not a curated record
GCGUAUAUCCGUUUAACCAUAGGCAUAUUUUCAAAUUAUUGAACAACUUUAACAAGGCAGAGAUGCCUGGAAAUACGGGCUAUGUCGAUCCUCGGAAUUUUGUUGUUAUAGAGCCUCUUCCAAUUCCUAGUCAAAAGGGAAUAAAAAUCCAAGCCAGAAGUUCUACUCAUUUUACUUCCUGUGAGCCAUGCAGAGAGGAGGUUUUUAGGGCUACCUACCAACGCAGACAGAAACAACUCUCUCAACAGGGAUAUCAUUCUCCCUGUUACAAGCCCUAUGAAGAUGUCGGACAUCCUAUUUUUCUGGAGGCCAAGAAACUAAUUCUUCAUUCUUUAGGACAAGAUCAGCUGGAAACUAAAGCAGAAUAUCCUGCUGGUGAGAGAGACACAGAAGACACACAAUGCGAUAUUUCAUCAAAAGUACCCGAGUUCAAAAAGCCUGAACCAUCAGUGACCUCUCUGUAUCUAAAGCACAGAAAAAAGGAUGCCAGCUGUUUUAACAGAGAAAUGCAACAUACCAAGCAGCUGGUCAAUAGUGUGCGGCAAGGUCGGGGAUACUUUUACCUUCUACAUAACGAAGAGGAAUUACAAAAAUCUGAACAAGUGAAAAAGCGGCUAUUGCAAGAAAAAGUCAGGACUGAACCACUACCAUUCAGAGACUUUGCAGAGGAAAGCUCGGGGGACGAGCAAGAUGAGCACAAACACACAGAUAAAACAAGGUUCUUCAUUACAGAAGUUGCAGCGCAGCAGAAAGAAAAUAAGCCAAUCAGACGCCCAUUCACUCCUGUCCACAACAGCCUGUUCUCCACAAAUGGACUUAACGAAGACCCUGAAUCCCUUUUUCGGCAGCUGUGUGUACUUCAUUGGCUUUUAGAAUCGCUUAUCUUGGAACCUUCUAGUAACAUGAGGCCUGUGUCAACCUGUUGGAAUAUAAGAGAUCCUGGUGGCUGUAAAACUUCAUUAAAAAGAAUCAAUCGAGAGAAGGAAAUAGAAAUGAAAUGGGAGCAGUUUAUCAUGCCAGGGAAGAGUAAGAAAGUUGUCCCAAAGGGAAUUCGUGGCCACAAUCAACGACCACGUAAGGCAUCCUUUCUCAGUAUCUCUCGUUUUAGUGUGCCAUCAUCAACUCUCACACCAUCCAUGGGCAGUGUAUCCUCCCUCAUUCCAAACUCAGAUGAGACCUCUGCGGGGGGAGCUACAGCAUCAGAUGCUCUUCGAGAGGGUGGAGAAGAUUCUGAAUCCGCUGCAAACAGUUCUAUUCGCAUCCAUGACAAAUUAAACAAAGAGGAGGAAGAAGAGGCACUGUCUGACUACAUGCAGAAGUUGCUUGAAAUGAUUGCAGAGAAUGUGAACAAGGAAUUAGAUGAGGAAGAAAGUCAUACAAAGCACAAGCUGAUAAGUGUUCCAUCUGCCACUCAGAUCAAGGUAGCCUUGGCUGCAGAAGAUCAAGGAGGUACUAAGGGCAUUAAACAGAGACCCAAAAGCUCGCCUGCUCCCAGCUUGUCUCCAACUAGUGUCUUCAUUAAGAGAAAAUUAACUGGGCUCUCAGAGAUGAGAAAGGUGUUCUUUGAAGUCGCUGUAGAGGCAGAUAUGCACUUACAUGAUAAGGUGGAAGCUGUCGAAAGGAGACGCCAUGAAUUCAGCAUUCAGAAAUAUCGAUCUUUAGACACUAUUAGCCACUUCCACCAAGAUCUUGAGAAAAUGCGGACAUCAUAUCAACAUGUGAAAGAAGAGAAGGAUUACACAGACACAAGCAACUGGUUUGUAGUUUUGCUCUCUAGAAUUCCACCAGUUUUAAAGAAGAACCAAAAUAUCCAGAAAAUCCUUAGGAAGCUUGAAAAACUAGAAGAGAAGCAAUUUAUCAGGUUGCGUCCAAUCACCUUCUUUAAAGUCUUGAGUGGACUUCGCAUUUGGGAGCUUUGUGCUCCUGACAUCAGUGUGGCUGUAGAGUUUGUGAGGGAACAUCUAGUACGGAUGCCCCUUGAAGAAUACACUGCUUGGCUUCAGACACGGCUCACUUCACCACCACCAAAAAGAGCCCAGAGUGCCCCUUCAGCAAGAUAAUUAAAUUAACUGUAUUUUUUUUUUUCUUUAUUUUGUACUGUGUAACAUUUAUUUAAUAUUAGCACAAUAACAACAAUUUGUUUCUUUAUUUUAUAUGUUCAUUAGUGUAUUUUCAGCCUGAUGUCCAUUUCAGUAAUAACUACAUCAUACACAUGGCUCUCCUUGCAUUAUGGUUGGCUGGGUGUAUUUUUCCAGGGCACUAGAUAC